AGAGGCUUCAUAUAAUAUCGGAUGAAAUGAAGAAAUUUUCUCUGAGAUUUAUUAUUUGUUUCCCCCUUCUUUUCAUUCCUGUGAUAUGUCAGGACGAUGAAACCGUCAUUCAUUGUUCUUCUAAACCAGGCUGUUUGAUUACUCAGUGCGAUCCGACUCCUAAAGGUUUGAAUGGAGUUGACAUCGAAGGAUAUAUGAACAGAAAUGAAUUUCCUAUAACUUGUAAAUCGAAGCUUGGACAGAGUAAAGGCUUAGAGGCAGAAAUGGCCAAAUUUAAACGAGAAAUGCGGAAAGAGUUGACCAAUUUGAAACAAAAGCAGGAAAGAUCACUGAAAGAGAUGACGGAGAAAUUGAACGCAGCUGAGACGUUAAUAACGGAUUUAUUAUCAAGAAGUCAAAUUCCAGGCCUCGCUACUCCUGCAUGCGAUCCACCGGGUGGGGUUGAGUUCGGUUCUGUAACUUGCUCCGACAAGACAUAUAAAUCGGGAACAGUAUGCACAGUCCAGUGUUUGCCGAAUCGAGAAAUGAAGGGAGCUACGAAAAUUAUUUGCUUAGAUGGUGGAAAAUGGUCGAAUCUGUUACCAACAUGCGAGUGCGGAAAUUGCAAAAUUGGCGAUGAUUGCGGAAUAAAUACUUCGUGGAAAGACUUUAGAAGCCACAUUCGCGGUGAUGGGACGUUUAACUACGCUGGCCAUCAAAUGAAUUGCAAAACUAGCGGUUACAUUCAUUCAUGGAGCCUCAAAUGGAAAUGUGAAUGCACUGAUACCGGUACAGGAACAAGACAUAGCUGCAAAGGAUACUCAAGCGGGGAAGGAUCUUGCGAACACGCAACUGCCAAACUCAUUAAGGAAAUGAUUGCGAAAAAAGUAUAUCCGUCGACCUGUGAUGAAAUGGCUAACGGUUGCUGAGACAUAAUUUAAUCACGCCAAUGUGAAAAAGGCUGGUUCUUUGCACAGUAGGGUACACGCUUUACAAUAAAAUACCACAAUGUGAAUUAUACUUGAAUAAUUAGGAUUUCAUUUUGAUUUUACCAGAGGAAAAAAUGGCAACUAAAUCACGGACAGUGCCCAGUGUCUCGAAAAUGUCGUGUCCCACUUGCCCCACGUGUCGUAAUAUGAUUACGAAGUUACGAAGAAAUCGGAUACAGGUAACUUCCGAAUAAAUCCUUCAGGCUAUUACAAAGCGCAGCUUAAUACUGGAAUAGGUUGA
Molecule: messenger RNA, 1209 nt
Organism: Styela clava
Lineage: Eukaryota; Metazoa; Chordata; Ascidiacea; Stolidobranchia; Styelidae
Source: RefSeq, a predicted model, not a curated record